Molecule: messenger RNA, 4494 nt
Organism: Antechinus flavipes (yellow-footed antechinus)
Lineage: Eukaryota; Metazoa; Chordata; Mammalia; Dasyuromorphia; Dasyuridae
Product: zinc finger protein 7-like
Exons: 7
Coding region: 2460-3614 (384 amino acids)
Biological process (GO): negative regulation of transcription by RNA polymerase II
Molecular function (GO): DNA-binding transcription repressor activity, RNA polymerase II-specific
Source: RefSeq, a predicted model, not a curated record
UCUCUUUUCUGGGCCUCAGUUUCCCUCUCUGAGAAGAGAUGAAAUUAAUCACCUCUGAGGGCCGUUUUGGCUCUGGUACUCUUUGGUCCUAAGUUCUUUCCCUUGUUUGGGCCUCGGCUUUCUUCUCUGAAAAAUGAGGUGGACCUGACCUAGCUAAUCUCUAAGGGUCAUCUCGCAGUUCUAAAAAUUCCGCUGUUUUCCACCCAACGGGCCCUUCUCCCUCUCCAGCCUGAUCUGCUCAGCCGCUGGCCGGCAUCCAUCAGUUGGCUUGUCCGUUCACUCAUUCGGCAAACACGUAUUCACUGCUUUCUGGCCGGUGAACGCUGCCAAAGAUACUGAUAGUUAUGACGCAAACUCUGCUCUCAAGGAGCUUACAGACCCCAUUUCAUGGAAGAACGAGUGCCCAAAUCGUGCAGUUUGGAUCCAAGGGUGAGGUGCUCUUUAGCCCUGAGAUUCAGAGCUGGGCUUGGACACUUACGUUAACGCCAUCAUGUGAAAGUCUGAAGGGGUUUGGACUGUGUUAGGAGUCAGGAGCCCUGAAGUUUGGGUUUGAAUCAGGAAGGAUGAGAUUGGAACUAGGCUUCGGGAAGACUAAUCUGGGGACAAACCAGGCUGAGAUGCAGUGACUAUGGAACACACAGAGUGCUGAAUUUUAGAUUCAGGAGAGUCCUGAGUGUCAAUGCCAGAGCAGCCUCUGCCAGAGCCUGCUGUUGACUUUCCUUGGGAUUCUGGGCUGUGAAAGCCUUGCAGACCUUUUCAGUUGAACUCUUAUUAGUCACAUCUCUACCAUUCUGGAAACAGCAUUCCCUUAUUUGUAAAAUGAAGGACUUGGAUUACAUGGCCUCUAUCGUCCUUCUAGGUCAUAUUUGGGUUCAUAAGUGAAAAAUAGUCAUAGCUGACCUCAAAGGUCACCACAUCCAACCUUGUCGUUUCUCAGAUGAGGAAACGGGGGUCCAGGGAGGCUGUGAAUUGAUCAACUUUUCACAGAUAAAUGUAAGAAGUCAGAGUUAACCCUGUAUCUCUGGCUGGCCAGUUAACGCCGUUUCUGUAUUUUCCUGAUCAUUUGUCUGACAACCGUUCAGGGCACGUCAGCGAGCUGCAAACCCAACACGAGGGCCUGUGUGAUGUGGCUAUCUGAUGCAGGGUGCAUUGAGAGGUCUGGUCCCACCACACUCUGCCCUUUGUCAUAACGUAGAGUAUUGUGCUCAGUUCAGGGAAAAGACACUGAGAAGUUGGAGAGGGUCCAGAGGAGGGUGAAGGGCCUCCAUCUAAGGUCAGGUGAGGAUGUAGUGAAGCGAGUGGAGAUGUUUUAGUCUGGAGAAGACUCAAAGGGGAAUGUGAGUACCCUUUAAACAACAGAAGACAGCUGUUAAAAGAGGGAUUCAGCUUUUUCUGAUUGAUCCCAAAGGGCUGAACCAGCAUCAUUGAGGGGAACACAAAGAGGGGGAGAUUUGAACUUGGAGUUGGGAAGAACUUCCCACCAAUGAGCAUCAUCCCCACGGAAAUGGGCUUCCUUGAGAGGCAUCAGGCUCCCGGGGCCUUAAAGGCUUCAAGUGAAGAGCAGAUGGCACACCCCCAUUGGGGAUGCCCAGAGAGCUGGGUAAAUGGUUCCAGUAUAAGCUGGACCAGACAAGCCUUUGUCAGCUCCAAAUCCUCAGUCUCUUGUACCACCUUCCCCCUGGAGGGGCCUUGGCUAGUAUCAGGGACUAGAGAGGGGGAGCUUGAAGCAAGAGAUUCCCAAGGAAAGGUCAAGCGCUGGGGGUGGGGGUGGGGCCGGCGGCAAAGAAGGCCCAGGUGGAUGGGCAUGAACUAAGGGCUGAGGGUGGUGCCCGGAGCGGCCAUUUUUUGGCGAGCUGGCAUUUCAAGCCGGUCUGGCCUCCUCUCCCCCCUGCCCCUCCUUCCCAAACGAGCUCUCCUUUCUCGCGGAUCCCUUCUUGCUUCUCCCCUUUUCCCUCCUCCUCGGUUCCCUGCCCCCUUCCUUCUCCAUCCGUUCACACUCCACCCCCCAUGCCGCUUCCGGCCCGCCCCCGUUGCUAUGCAACGUGAGGCGUGCAGCCAACCCCGGUGGCCGGCGGCCCGCGGACCUCCCGGCUGCCUUGAGCCGCGGCCGGAUGCGAGGCGGAGGCUGCGAGGGCCCAGCCCGGGGCCUGGCCACACGCCUUCCCGCACACGCAGUCGCCUUCUAGCGCAGGCGAGAGUGAUGAGUUCCUAUCAGUCCUUUAAAGCCCAACUCAAAUGCCUCCUUCUCCAGAGUUUUCCCUCAUCCCUCUGGUCUGAUAUCCUCAAGUCACUACAGACCAACCCAGCCCUGAACUGUUAUCCUCCUUGGCACUAAGCUUCUCCAGAACCUGAAGAUCCGUUCCCCAAAUAGUGUUGAGCCUUGCUUUAUACAAUAGAUGUCUUUGUGAAAAGCUGUGCUAAGUUAGGUUUUUGUAAAUAGGCCCAAUUUCCAGUGCACCAUGGGAGCUCGGCAUUUAAAGAAACCCUGCGGUGAAUCCUUAGAUAAAGGGAAGAACUCCCUCCUAAAGCAUGGGCCUGCUCCACCUGCACCCCGACUACCAAAAGGCAACAGAAGAAGCCAGGCUGCGGUUGGCUCCCAGGAAACAUCGAUGACCUUUGAAGAUGUGGCUAUUUACUUCACAUGGGAAGAAUGGAGGCAACUGGACCUUGCACAGAGGGCCAUGUAUAGGGAAGUGAUGCUGGAGAAUUAUGGGAAUGCAGCCUCACUAGGGCUUACAGGACCCAAGCCUUUGUGGAUCUCACAGCUGGAACGAGGACAAAUGCUGUGGACUGUGGAUCUACAGGGGACAGAGGCCAUUGAGGCCAGGAGAGGCACUUGGCCAGAUGGCAGGACUGACAGCAGAGAGUCCAUGCCAAAGCCAGGCAUUCCUGAAGAUGCGAUUUCACAGGGACAGUGGUGUGGAGACGGACUACAGGACAGCUUGGACAGGAGCACAUCCAGGCAUGUGGCUGGUGCUCCUAGGCCAGUCUCCAUAGCCAGAUGUCGACGAGGAAAUAUUGACUGGGAAAAUAAACUGCAAGAAGCAGAUCCUUCAGGAGAGGGUGGCCUGAGUGGGGAGUCCCAGAAUUGCCAUACUAGGCAAAAGUUGGAGCUUCCCAGAAAUCAGAUUGCUCCUCAUAGAGAGAAGCUGUAUGAAUGCGAUGAAUGUGGGAAAGCCUUCAGGUGGAAGUCAACGUUUGUCCUCCAUCUUCGGAUUCACAGUGGAGAGAAACCUUAUAUAUGUAAUGAAUGUGGGAAAGCCUUCAGUCAGAAUUCAGAUCUGACUAAUCAUAAGAGAAUCCAUAGGGGAGAGAAGCCUUAUGAAUGUAGUGUAUGUGGGAAAACUUUCACUUGGAGUUCAAACCUUAUUAACCACAAGAGAAUACACAGUGGAGAGCGGCCUUAUGGGUGUCAUAUAUGCGGAAAAUCUUUCACUCAGGGCUCAAUCCUAAUAAAACACCAGAGGAUUCAUAGUGGGGAGAAGCCCUAUGAGUGUGAUGAAUGUGGGAAAGCCUUCAGUCAGAAAGGGAACCUUAUUAAUCAUCAGAAAGUUCACACCAGAAAAAUCAUUGUUGUGAGCCCUACAUGCAUAAUAAACAUGGGCAAUCUGUGAGUUGAGCUAGUAGUUUGGUUCCCCUCAGGGUGGAGAAUACUGACAAACCGACCAGAUAAAAGAGUCCUCCUGUGGGUGCUUAGGCAUAAAUCCAAGGAAGGAUUCGCAGUCUCCUUACAUCUCUUGGCCUGGGAUAUUAUCUCAGUUAAUUUCUUCUGAUAAGCCGCCUUCCUUUCCUCAAAUAGGAUACUCCUCAAGUUGGAGCUCUCUAUGACUUUAUGCGGAUUGCCUUUGUCACACUGAGUGCCAGAGCUAAUUAGAUCUCAGGCCAAAAAGAUAGUCCUGGAUAUAUUAGUUAUGUCUCAGCAAGCCUGGCCUUCUUCAAAAAUAUAGAUAAAUUGGUCCCAAUCUUUUCCUUACAGAUAUAUGGCAAGGAAGGCAAAAAGAAAUGCUUUCUCUUUGUUAUUUAGUAGGCACAUCUGUAAGCCCCUUGCCCUUCCCAGGCCUUAAUUUCCCCAUCUGUAAAUGGAGAUAACAGUAUUUCCUCUAGUUGUCUCGCGGGGUUUGUGCUUAAAAAGGUGCUUUGCAAUCUUUAAGAUAGGAGAGAAAUGGGAGUAGUGAAGUUUUAUUUUCCUAAACAUUUUUUAUUGUGUUUUUCUUUCCAAUAGCCUCCUUCCCACCUACUCCUAACUUUGGGGAAAAAAGAACAAACCACGUGUAAUCAAUACGCACAAUCAUGUAAAACCUCCCAGUAAUUAACCCCAAACUAUCUUCUGUCUCAUUCUGCACCCUGAGCCUGUCUCCAGAGGUAGACAGCCCGCUUCACCACAUGCCCUCUGGAAUGCUGCUUGGUUAUUGAAUUGAACAGAGUUCUUGAUUUUUUGUAAGUUGUUUGUCUUUACAGUAUUGUUGUUAUUGUAUAAAUUAUUCUGGUUCUGUU